AUGGCAGCCAGCUCUCCGAUAUCCGUACCAAUCGCUUCUUCACUAAGCCAACGGAAUCUUCGCUCAUCUUUAGUAGCCCCCCUCGAAUCGCAACAGCAACUUUCACAACUAUCUUUGUCAAAGCUUGUUGAACAACAUCAAAUCCACCAUAAUCUUCAUGCAGACAUUUGCUCUACUUUACCUUCAGAACAAUGUCAGAUCAAUAGUUACCAGCUGAUAAAAAGUGGAUGGUUAUAUAAACGCAGCAAAAGAAAAGAAUAUAAACCUCGAGAUAUCAUCUCCGUGGAAGACAUUAUGGCUGUAGCAAUGCUCACUGAUGAACACAAACCUAACCAUUUUGCAUUUUUCACACCAAGCAAAAACUAUCAUCUACGAGCAGAUACCAUUGCAGAAGCUGAAAGCUGGGUCUCAAAGCUCAAACAUGUUAUUGAUGCUUCAGCCGACCGAGUAUUAUCAAGUUCAUUCCAACGGUUAUCAAUGUUGGAAGCAGCUUCUAAACAACAGCAACAACAACAACAAAACCAGCCACAGCCACAGCAGCAGCAGCAGCAGCAGCAACAAAAACAAAAACAACAACAACAAAACCAGUCAUCAUCUGCACUACCACCAAAACUCAACCCCACGUACAGACACUCAUUCAACCCCGCACUUUUAAGUAACAGAAACCAACAAUUCCAACCAGUCUUUACUAGCCAAAAACAACGAAGCAAUAGUGCUGUAGCUCCAGAUGUGGUGCAAGGAGUGGAUACUAGAAAUGGAGGUGGUAGUCUGGCCUUUACUAGGCGUCAAACUAUAAAUUUGAGUGGAGGCGGCAGUAGCAGCAGUAGCAGUAGUGACCAAAGAGAAGUUGGAGGGGUGGUACCAACGGUAGCAACAGUAGCAACAGUCAGCAGUAGCCUUACAGCAGCACUAAACCGCAAUACAAGCAAUAAUAAUAACAAUAAUAAUAACAAUAAUGUUGUUGAAGAUGGGUCUCCGUCAAAACUAACUAAAAGUCAAGGCUCAAAUAGCCUACAGGGAAGCUCAAGGUCAGAAUAUAUGAGCUCUCUGAUGUCUGCAACAGACGACGUGCAAUCUUCUUUAGGCUCUCACAAUGAACUGAGUGAUGAUGCAGGGCCGACAUCUACAAUACUGAAACCUGUACCAGUACUAGUACCAAUUCCAAUUCCAGUUCCAGUUCCAGUUCCAGUCUCUGCCCCAGAAAAAGACCAACACGAAACAGCAGUAGAGGUAGCAGUACCAAUGGAACCAUUAACUGGAGAGUCACCUAUAGAAGUACCAACACCAACACCAGCCCCAGCCCCAGCCCCAGCCCCAGCUCCAGCUCCAGCCCUAGCGCUUGCAGAAGAUGAUGAUGCAGAUGUAGAUGCAGAUGCAGAUGAAGAAUAUGAAGUUGAAAAAGAAGUGCCGUUACCUCAUCUUGAAAAAGAACAAACGUUAGAAACAGGAUACCUAAUGCGACGGAAAAAGCGAUACAAUCAAUGGCGCAAGGUCUGGGUGGUUUUGACUAAUAAACGAGUACUACUAUACAAAAGCGAAAAGAGCAAGAGUCCGACCAAAAUUGUUAGUUUGGAUCAUAUUAUUGAUGUUAUGGAACUGGAUGCGAUUUCAAGGAGCAAACAAUAUUGCAUGCAGGUCAUUUUGCCUGAGAAACGACUCCAGUUUGCAGCUGCCAAUGAGGAAGACUUGACACGAUGGUUGGCCUCUCUCAAGGCCAAUAUUGAUAAUGCUCAAUCCUAA
This is a messenger RNA of Magnusiomyces paraingens, 1740 nucleotides long. RefSeq lists its product as uncharacterized. NCBI's taxonomy places the organism in Eukaryota, Fungi, Ascomycota, Dipodascomycetes, Dipodascales, Dipodascaceae. The coding region runs from base 1 to 1740 and encodes 579 amino acids. The transcript is spliced from 3 exons. The record is from RefSeq and is a predicted model, not a curated record.